Molecule: messenger RNA, 1602 nt
Organism: Ylistrum balloti
Lineage: Eukaryota; Metazoa; Mollusca; Bivalvia; Pectinida; Pectinidae
Product: gigasin-6-like
Exons: 6
Coding region: 1-1602 (533 amino acids)
Source: RefSeq, a predicted model, not a curated record
AUGGCUGGCUAUAACUGGUUGUUGUUGUCUGUGGGAUGUCUGUUCCUCGUUUACCAGUUAACACUAUGUCAACACUCAUUUGAAAACACCGUAGACCAUGUCCUGAGGAAGGUUCUCCAGUGUCGCCCGACACACCCUGGUUUAACUGUUAGCGUCGUAAGAGGCGGCCAUGUUCUAUUGUCUAAAGGGUAUGGGGUAAGGAACAAAACUACCCACCAGCCCGUUACCAACACAACGCUUUUCGCCCUUGGCUCGAUCAGUAAAGCGUUUGCCGCUACUCUGUUGAUGAAGCAGAUUACAAAGCACAAUCUAACCAUAUAUUCAAAAGUGGCCGAUAUCCUUGGAAAUGGUUUCCAGUUUUCUACCAAUCUCCGAACAGAAUAUGCUGCUAUCAGAGAUCUGUUGUCCCACACCAUGGGCUUUCCCCGUCACAACAUGAUUCAUCUCGACCCAAAAUUAACACUACAAACAUUGCCAGGUCGUAUGAAAUAUCUGAAAUCGAACUACCCUUUCCAAAGCACGUAUGAAUACAACAAUUUAAUGUACGGGCUUGUCUCUGCUAUAUCGGAAAAGCUUGGGAGAACGUCUUGGGAGGACCUUGUCCACCAUAAUCUAUAUACACCUUUGGGGAUGACAUCCUCGUCCUUCCUUUCAAGAGUUGACCUUUCAAAGUCAAAGGUCGCGCAAGGAUAUGUUACCGCCCCAACUACAGGGCAUAGCCACGCUAUACCAUUCGAUUUACUCAGAGCUUGGAGCAAUAUGCCGGGUGCAAUAGGGAUUAUGAGUAACGCCGAUGACAUGACAAAAUGGAUGAGGUUUCACCUUAGUCAAGGAAAAAGCGUAUCUGGGACACGAGUCAUAGACAGUGAUGUACUGUCCACCAUUUACUAUCCCCGGAAUCCUAUCCGGAGGUCCUCCAUCGCCAAAUACUUCAGCAAGCCUAAGGUGCCAGUCACUACUACCGAGUACAGCUACGCAUUUGGAUGGCGAAACGGCUAUUAUCGAGGUUAUCCCAUACUCCGCCACACUGGAACUAUUUCGGGCUAUUCGUCUCUGCUAACACUUAUCCCAAACUCUGAUAUAGGAAUAUUCACAUCCAUGACUGGAUCUGACCCACAUUACAUUCUUAGAACGUUACUUCAUAACUACUUGGCUGACGUCGCCCUCGGAGAAUCUCCUUGGUUAAACGAGACAACCCUCUGUACCUUUCCUGAACCAUGGAUGAGGGAGCACAACUCAUUGUCUCCUGCAAUAGAAACGGACAAUCCGUUCCACCGUAACGUCAAUCAGUAUGCCGGUACAUACCACAACGACCUGUAUGGAACAAUAACUCUGCAUGUGUCGACUCCCAACAACCAUUUAGUGAUGCAAUAUGGCAUCGCAAGCUGGUUUCUUUAUCCAAAGCGUACUGCCGACAGUUUCAGUGGGAAGGGCCAUGGACUGGCAGCUGUCGUUUACGAUCUAGAAUCCAUCGUCUUCAACACUGCAGGUCAUAGUACGAUCCAUAACAUGAUAAUAUCCAGUUUCGAAUCGUCUGAUCCUCCUGUGUUCACCAAGACCUCGUCUCAUUCAACGUCACACAAUGGCCCUAUCAUUGGUUAG